AUGUUCCUCCCCGCCGUCCACGCCGAACCCGACACGGAGGCUCUCCUCCAAUUCAUCAAAGAGAACCCUCUCGGCAUGCUCAUUACCGGCAUCGACUCCACCGCACAAGACUUCCUCCAAUGCACCCACGUCCCAUUCGUACUGGACCUGCCCAGCGCAGAAUCCCCCGCGCAACUCCGCGCCCACAUCGCAAAACAGAAUCCCCAGGUUAAGACCAUGAUCGAGAAGACCGAGAACGGCAAGCCAUCGGGGGUGUUCCCUCUUGAGCAGGACGUCCUGGUUGUCUUCAACGGACGACACGAUCACUACGUCACGCCGAAAUAUUAUACCGAGACGAAGCCGGAUACGGGGAAGGUCGUUCCGACGUGGAAUUACUCUGCUGUGCAGAUCUAUGGGAAAUUGUCGAUGCAUUAUGAUUCUAAGGAUCCGGAGGCGGGAGCGUUCCUGGCGAAGCAGAUGCAUGAUCUAUCGGAGCAAUGUGAACGAGGUAUUAUGGGUUACACGGGGGGAGAGAGACCGCAGCCGUGGAAGGUGGCUGAUGCUCCCAAGCGGUUUAUUGAAUUGAUGCAGAGGAAUAUUGUGGGUAUUCAGAUUGAGAUUCGGAAGAUUGAGGGCAAGUUUAAGAUGAGUCAGGAGAUGAGGGUUGGGGAUCAGGAUGGAGUGGUUAGAGGGUUUGAGCGGUUGGGUGGGGAGACGGGAACGGCCAUCUCGGCUUUGGUUAAGGAAAGAGGAGAGCUGCAUGAUGAGAAGAAGGCGUUGAAGAAUGCCCAGAAAUAA
This is a messenger RNA of Aspergillus ibericus CBS 121593, 777 nucleotides long. Its product is annotated as FMN-binding negative transcriptional regulator. NCBI's taxonomy places the organism in Eukaryota, Fungi, Ascomycota, Eurotiomycetes, Eurotiales, Aspergillaceae. The coding region runs from base 1 to 777 and encodes 258 amino acids. The transcript has a single exon. The record is from RefSeq and is a predicted model, not a curated record.